AGCUUAUCAAAAAUCAAAGUUUAAAGAAAGAAGGUAGAGCGAAUAAGUAAACUUCAAAGUGAAUCUGUUGUGUGAAGAGUGCGAUGGGAGUAGUUGAAGAGGCUCACAAUGUUAAAGUUAUUGGGUCAGGCAAGACGACCGUGGUACUUGGUCAUGGUUUUGGCACUGAUCAAUCUGUUUGGAAACAUCUUGUUCCUUACUUAAUCGAUGAUUAUCGUGUUGUUCUUUAUGACAACAUGGGCUCUGGUCCGACUAAUCCAGAUUAUUUCGAUUUUGAACGAUACGCUACUCUUGAAGGUUAUGCCUAUGAUUUACUUGCCAUUUUAGAGGAACUUCAAAUUGAUUCUUGCAUAUAUUUGGGACAUUCUCUGUCAUCCAUGACUGGUGUUGUUGCUUCCAUAUUUCGUCCUGAUCUCUUCUCCAAACUCAUCUUGCUUUCUGCUUCACCAAGGUUCAUAAAUUCAGAUGAAUACUAUGGAGGAUUCGAAAAGGAAGAUAUCGAUCAAUUAUGUCAAGCGAUGGAGUCGAACUACAAGUCAUGGAUCGAUGGUUUUGCGCCGCUAGUAAUUGGCGGCGACAUGGAUUCAGUGGCAGUACAAGAAUUCAGCAGAACCUUAUUCAACAUGAGACCAGAUAUCUCAUUAAGUGUCUUUCGUACUAUUUUUACGUUCGAUUUAAGGCAUUUUCUCUCUCGUGUUACGGUUCCUUGUCACAUUAUCCAGAGUUCCAAGGAUUUGGCCGUACCAGUGGCAGUUUCGGAAUAUAUUCACCGAAAUCUGGGUGGGAAGUCAAUUGUCGAAGUCAUCUCAACCGAAGGUCAUCUCCCGCAGCUGAGCGCACCGGAAGUCACUGUUCCGGUGCUGCUUCGCCAUAUUUCUCAUAAUAUUACUAUUGAUCAUCAACUUUCCCAGUAGUCUAGUGUUCAUUGUUGCUUCAAUCUUCAUCGAAUUUGAGGUUUUCAAGCUCUAUGCUGUUCGGGAACUCUGCAAGGAUCUUACCUAUUCAACAUAUAUAUUGUUGUGUGGAGCUAGUACAUUUUUCUUCCAUAUGUAUCUGGUAGCUAUUUAAUUUAUAUAAGACUAUAUUAAAUAAUUUUGACACGUUUUGUU
Solanum stenotomum is the source of this 1109-nucleotide messenger RNA. Its product is annotated as probable esterase D14L. The record is from RefSeq and is a predicted model, not a curated record. Gene Ontology annotation, biological process: response to karrikin. The coding region runs from base 84 to 914 and encodes 276 amino acids. Lineage: Eukaryota; Viridiplantae; Streptophyta; Magnoliopsida; Solanales; Solanaceae. The transcript is spliced from 2 exons.